Molecule: messenger RNA, 2895 nt
Organism: Macrosteles quadrilineatus (aster leafhopper)
Lineage: Eukaryota; Metazoa; Arthropoda; Insecta; Hemiptera; Cicadellidae
Exons: 5
Coding region: 356-1789 (477 amino acids)
Source: RefSeq, a predicted model, not a curated record
CAUCCACCCACCUCGGCUUCGCUUAGCUUAGAAUUUUAGAAACAAAGGGCAAAGGGUUCCUUCUUCCUUCCUUUCCUUUCCUCUUUCUUUUCCUCCUGCUCCUGCUUCGUGCUUCGCUGCUUCUCCUCUGCUGCUCUGCUCUGCUCUCGGCUGAAUCGGCUCUCGCUGAGUUCUGAGCUUCGCCUCGUGCCUUGCCGUGGUUUGGUUUAAAUACUUAUUAUCAAAUAACUAAACUACCAAAUUAGUCAAUCAUUUUCGUCUUCUCUGGCGGACCAAGUAGUAGAGCUCUGAACUUGAACAGGAGAAGAGUAUUGCCAUUACCGAAAAGGCUGGUGGCGGCAUUGUCAGUCAAGACAUGGAGGGUGAGGCAAAUCCAAUAUUGCCUGUCGAAGAACAAGAUUCGAUUGCAGACUUUAUCGAACUUAUCGACAGUAUCGAUCCUGCAGAACUAAGUAACCAAGGGAACGAGUGCUGUUCACUCCCUUCUGAUCUUCAACAAUUGUCUCUAGCCGGACCUUCAUGUUCAAAUUCGACAUCUGAGGGGGUAAAAGGGAACGAGGGCUGUUCACUCCCUUCUGAUCUUCAACAAUUGUCUCUAGCCGGACCUUCAUGUUCAAAUUCGACAUCUGAGGGGGUAAAAGGGAACGAGUGCUGUUCACUCCCUUCUGAUCUUCAACAAUUGUCUCUAGCCGGACCUUCAUGUUCAAAUUCGACAUCUGAGGGGGUAAAAGGGAACGAGUGCUGUUCACUCCCUUCUGAUCUUCAACAAUUGUCUCUAGCCGGACCUUCAUGUUCAAAUUCGACAUCUGAGGGGGUAAAAGGGAACGAGGGCUGUUCACUCCCUUCUGAUCUUCAACAAUUGUCUCUAGCCGGACCUUCAUGUUCAAAUUCGACAUCUGAGGGGGUUGUGUGGUUUAGUGCUGGAAAAGAGGCGGAUUUACAACAAAAGGAAAAAAGAACGUACCCGCCAGCUCGAAAGCAACCGAUAAGGGUAAGCCAAAGGAUAAAAAAAAAACCAGAUGUAUUGACGUACGAUUGCAGCACGGACAACGGCUAUAUAUGGCCAGAAAGAAAAUUGGCAGGGCUUUAUGCUGGAUGCGUUGUACUUGGCACUGAAAACAUGGAAGGUUUGCAACGAUAUGUGCCUGAAAAAAAAGAAAAGCAUAUUAAAAGACAGCUCAACUUGUGGAAAGCAAUUGGUGAACAAGCAACAAAAGAUCAAGUAUUAGGAGAGUCUGAUGUUGAGCCAGCCUUUGAUAUAGAAAAAGUAAAGAACCUGGAUGAAUGGAUUGAAUAUUUCCAUAAAAAUAAAAGUAAUGCAUUUGAUAAGAAUAUAUUUUCGGAUUAUUUUUUGUUGUUUGCUGAAUAUGGAGAUCUACCUUCCAAAGAAGAAUGUGGAGGAGUAGACCCCAGGGAUAUGUACCGAUACCUCCAUUGUAUGCUAAAUGGUAUUCCUUUCUAUGGAUUGGAUGACUUAACCAAAAGAGUGAUCCUGAAGUGUAUUAAGAAUGUUAAGAAAACACUUAAUAAUCCUGAAUUGAUUGAAAGAUUGAGCAAGCAACUUAAUGACCUACCAACGGAGCCCGAUGUAAAAAAGUUUGGCAAGACAUAUUCUAGAGAGCCAAAGACUGAUGAACAAAAAUUGCAAAAGUUGCUCUCCCAUCCAGAUUUCAACCCACUCAAUCUUCCUACUAAGGAGCCUGUUCCAGAAGUCAUUCCAGAUAAUGGAGAAGGAGAAGAAGAAGAAGAAGAAGAAGAGGUGAUUGAGAUUGACCUCACAAAAGACUAAAUAUAUUGUGUUAUUUUGUUUGAAUGUAUUUUGAUAGAUUAAUAACUGCUAAAGAGAUGAGCCAUAAUUUAGUUCAAAUAUAAGUAUGAUCUCAUCUGUUUAUCAUACUUGAUGUUUUUGACACAUCUAUUUAAAUUCACACACUACCAAGUCACUCAUUGCUAACAGUGUCUUUAGUAGUAAACAUGCUUGUAUGUUAUGGACUAAAAAACAUCUGUAAAAUUAAUCUUUAUUUUGUGUGUAUGUAUUUUGCUGGAUUAAUAAGUGCUAAAGAGAUGAGCCUUGAUUUAGUUCAUGUUAAGUAUGAUCUUAUCUGCUUAUCAUAAUUGAUGUUUUAGACACAUCUAAAGGGCCAAACAUAAACUUUUCUAAACAAUGGAAGGCCCAAUGUAUGUGUGUAUUGUUAGGUUUUUUUAUUUAAUUGUUCUCAACAUUUCACCUUUUUAGAUUUUGUAAAGAAGUAUGGGUUGCGUAUUUAGAUAAUGUUGAUAGUAACACAUUCACACACUACCAAGUCACUCGUAGCUAAACAUGUUACAGUGUCUUUAGUAGUAAACAUGCUUGUAUGUUACGGACUUAAAAAACAUCUGUAAAAUUAAUCUUUAUUUUGUGUGUAUGUAUUUUGCUGGAUUAAUAAGUGCUAAGGAGAUGAGCCUUAAUUUAGUUCAUGUUAAGUAUGAUCUUAUCUGCUUAUUAUACUUGAUAUUUUAGACACAUCUAAAGGGCCAAACAUAAACUUUUCUAAACAAUGGAAGGCCCAAUGUAUGUGUGUAUUGUUAGGUUUUUUUUAUUUAAUUGUUCUCAUCAUUUCACCUUUUUAGGUUUUGUUUGAAAAAAAGUAUGGGUUGUGUAUUUCGAUAAUGUUGAUAGUAACACAUUCACACACUACCAAGUCACUCGUAGCUCGUAUGUUACAGUGUCUUUAGUGGUAAACAUGCUUGUAUAUGUAUGUUUUAGAGUAAAAGACAUUCGUACAAUUAACUAUCCAUCAUAGGCUAUAUACUUGUUGCUAAACAUGUUACAGUGUCUUUAGUAGUAAACAUGCUUGUAUGUAUGUUUUAGAUUAAAAGACAUCUGUACAAUUAACUAUCCAUCAUAGGCCAUAU